AUGGAGUUCACGGCGUCGCCCAAGCCCCAGCUCUCCUCCCGGGCCAACGCCUUCUCCAUCGCGGCGCUCAUGUCCAGCGGCGGCUCCAAGGAGAAGGAGGCCGCGGAGAACACCAUCAAACCCCUGGAACAAUUUGUGGAGAAGUCAUCCUGUGCCCAGCCGCUGGGCGAGCUCCCCAGCCUGGACGCUCACGGGGAGUUUGGCGGCGGCGGCGGCAGCCCAGCCUCCUCCUCGCUGUGCACCGAGCCGCUGAUCCCCACCACCCCCAUCAUCCCCAGCGAGGAAAUGGCCAAGAUCGCCUGCAGCCUGGAGACCAAGGAGCUCUGGGACAAAUUCCACGAGCUGGGCACGGAGAUGAUCAUCACCAAGUCCGGCAGGAGGAUGUUUCCUACCAUCCGGGUGUCGUUUUCCGGCGUAGAUCCUGAGGCCAAGUACAUAGUCCUGAUGGACAUCGUCCCCGUGGACAACAAGAGGUACCGCUAUGCCUACCACCGCUCCUCCUGGCUGGUGGCUGGCAAGGCGGACCCACCGCUGCCGGCCAGGCUGUAUGUGCACCCGGACUCCCCUUUCACUGGUGAGCAGCUACUCAAACAGAUGGUGUCUUUUGAAAAGGUGAAGCUCACCAACAAUGAGCUGGAUCAGCACGGCCAUAUCAUUUUGAACUCGAUGCAUAAGUACCAGCCCCGGGUGCACAUCAUUAAGAAGAAAGACCACACUGCGUCGUUGCUCAAUCUGAAGUCGGAAGAAUUCAGGACGUUCAUCUUCCCAGAGACGGUUUUCACGGCAGUGACUGCCUAUCAGAACCAGCUGAUAACCAAGCUGAAAAUAGACAGCAACCCCUUUGCCAAAGGAUUUCGGGACUCCUCCAGGCUCACGGACAUCGAGAGGGAGAGCGUGGAGAGCCUCAUUCAGAAGCAUUCCUACGCCCGCUCACCCAUCCGCACCUACGGCGAUGAGGACGUGCUGGGGGACGAGGUGCAGACGGCACAAACCCGAGGGUCAGCCUUCACCACAUCCGACAACUUGUCUCUCAGCUCCUGGGUGUCGUCGUCCUCCAGUUUCCCUGGAUUUCAGCACCCACAGUCCCUGACGGCUCUGGGCACCAGCACAGCGUCCAUAGCAACACCCAUUCCUCACCCCAUCCAGGGCUCUCUGCCGCCCUACAGCCGCCUCGGCAUGCCUCUGACCCCCUCGGCCAUCGCCAGCUCCAUGCAGGGCAGCGGCCCCACGUUCCCCUCCUUCCACAUGCCCCGGUACCACCACUACUUCCAGCAGGGCCCCUACGCCGCCAUCCAAGGACUGCGCCACUCCUCCGCCGUCAUGACGCCUUUCGUAUGACUCUUCUGAAAGCAGGAGAACCCCAACCCCGAAUG
Messenger RNA from Eptesicus fuscus (big brown bat), 1373 nucleotides. It is a transcript of the gene TBX20, whose product is annotated as T-box transcription factor 20. The coding region runs from base 1 to 1338 and encodes 445 amino acids. NCBI's taxonomy places the organism in Eukaryota, Metazoa, Chordata, Mammalia, Chiroptera, Vespertilionidae. The record is from RefSeq and is a predicted model, not a curated record. Gene Ontology annotation, cellular component: nucleus. The transcript is spliced from 8 exons. Gene Ontology annotation, biological process: positive regulation of DNA-templated transcription; vasculogenesis; cell fate specification. Gene Ontology annotation, molecular function: RNA polymerase II cis-regulatory region sequence-specific DNA binding; DNA-binding transcription factor activity, RNA polymerase II-specific.